Uranotaenia lowii is the source of this 14563-nucleotide messenger RNA. RefSeq names its product zinc finger protein rotund-like. Bases 110 to 2905 code for a protein of 931 amino acids. The transcript has 6 exons. Lineage: Eukaryota; Metazoa; Arthropoda; Insecta; Diptera; Culicidae. The record is from RefSeq and is a predicted model, not a curated record.
AGUUGACUAGGGAAAACUUUUCCCCGGAAACAAAUAGGGAACCGGAAACCACUCCCUGAACGGAUUAUAAUUGGAUAACACAGAUUUUUGGAAUAACCAAGUCGUCUCAAUGUCGUCCAACCUUAGGAUUAAGGAUGAUCUCUACUCCAAACCAACGGUUCCGAAUCUCGACGAUCCUCAGAAGCCCCCAUUUUCCUUGUUCCCAGCUCAAUUUUACAAAAAUCUCUUCGCAGCCUCCGCUUCGCUUCUACAACAAAAACCACCAUCUGCAACAACUAUUCAAACUCCAUCCCCCCAUCCGCCCUCCCAACAUCAUCACCACCUCCAACAUCAUUCCUCCCUGGAAGAUGAGAAAGCGGAAGAUCUUUCAACUCCCGGUCCAUCACCCUAUCCGCACUUCCCCCGGAAUCUCCUCUUCUCGCCUGCCUCACCACCGACUUCGACCACCCACGAAGAUGAAGAUCAACCAUCGGCGGGGGCCGGCAGCAACAAACAUCACCCACCACCCACUACCCCACCCCCACAUAGACCCAGCUCCUCCACAUCCUCCUCCCUUUUGAUGGCGACCGGGGAGGAUGUGAAAAAUGUUGUUUCCAGCAGCUCCAAUGAGCAGCAGCAUCAACAAUCCCACCAGCACCAUCAUCAACAACAGCAGCUGCAGCAUCUUCAAUCCCUGCAGUUGCAACAGCAACAAUCCCAACAUCACCAAGGCCAGGGAAGGCAGCAAAGUGAGAAAACGCCAUCAUCCUUCCCGUGGCUCUCGGACAGCACCAACAACAACGACUACAGUAAGGCGAACAACAACAACUGUCGAAGCCAUCCGCCGGAAGACAGCAAAUCCAGCCUCGGAUCACCGCGAGUUUCCGGAAGUCAUCUGCAUCACCACUUGCAGCAUCAUCAAAUCCAAGGCCCAGGGCCACAUUCCCACCAACAACAACAGCAGCAGCAGCAGCAGCAAGGACAGCUGUCCUCCUCCUCUCAUCCUCACUCGGACGGGGCAACCCCCGAUAGCAGCAGCACCACGGCGACCGCAGCCAUUCCCAACUUCAACCAGAUGCCCGUCCCGGGGGGUGUCCAGGGCCAGAACCCGACCCAAGGGCUGGUCCACUGGAUGAGCGCCGUCAUGGCCGAACACAUGACCGGGAACUCGCACCACGAUCCGGCCGUCGGGAUGCACUACAUGUGGAACGGACCAGUGGAGCAAUGCGGCCAACACACCAAGGAUAUGGACUCCUACAGCGGCUGGCCAGCGCCGAGAAACCACAUGUCCAUGAAGCAAGGAUAUGAGGCCAAAAUGAACGCGGUUGACCAUCAUCAUCACAAUAAUCUACAAAAAGGUCACAUGAUCGACGAUGGCCGGCUGCUGGACCACCACCAUCAUCAUCAUCACCAUGGAAUGCAAUCGGCGGCCCAGAUGAGCCAACUCUAUGGAGCCCGAGGAGCUCCCGGAGCCAACGGAUCCCCCGGAGGUCACCACGUGCAUCCGAACUCCGCAGCCCUCCUGGUAGUUCCUCAACCCAUCAGCGCCACCAAGCUUGGACCGGGCCUUCCGAAUGGAACAGGCCGGAAGUACCAGUGCAAAAUGUGCCCUCAGAUUUUCACAUCGAAAGCCGAUCUUCAGCUGCACACACAGAUUCAUAUGCGCGAGGCGAAACCCUACAAAUGUUCCCAGUGUCAGAAAGCGUUCGCAAAUUCUAGCUACCUGUCCCAGCACACCCGGAUACACUUGGGCAUCAAGCCAUACCGAUGCGAAAUUUGCCAACGCAAGUUCACCCAGCUGUCGCACCUACAGCAGCACAUCCGAACGCACACCGGAGACAAACCGUACAAAUGUCGUCACCAGAACUGUAUGAAAGCAUUUUCCCAACUAUCCAAUCUGCAGUCACAUUCCCGCUGUCAUCAGACCGAUAAACCGUUCAAAUGCAAUUCCUGCUACAAGUGUUUUACCGAUGAAUCUGCUUUGUUGGAUCACAUUCCAAAGCACAAGGAAUCGAAACACCUAAAGACACACAUCUGUCAGUACUGUGGAAAGUCUUACACGCAGGAAACGUACCUAUCCAAGCACAUGCAGAAACAUGCUGAGAGAACCGAUAAGCGACCACCGAUUGGAACCCGAAGUAGUAGCAGCACUCUCAACUUGAACACGAAUAACAACUCCAACACUACCACGGUCACUCCGGCCUCUUCGAUGCCAACUAGCACAGGCACCGCAACGGGAGGAGACAACCCGUACUGGCCAAAAGUGAGUCCCGAUUCAGCGGCCAACAUGACGGAUGUGCUGCAACAGCAACAAUCUCAAACCCAACCGAGCCAUCACGACUUUAACCUGAAUCAAAACGGCAACAAUCAAACGCCAAACGGGCACAGCAAUGACCUGCACCACCACCGGGAUGAAAACGUUGAAGAUCUGGUAUCGUCCGGAGGUCGACAGAACUCCACAACUAUGAACGGACCGAAUCCAACGCCCAACGGAACCAUCUCGCUCCCACCAUCCUCGACGCCAAUGUCCGCUACCAGCUACGACAGCAUAGCCGUGAAGGCCACGUCCUCGUCUGCGCCAACCAAUUCCGCUUUCACUCCGAUCAACGCGAUGGCACCGCAUCUGAACACCCUGCAGCACCAUCACCAUCCCUCGGUUCACCAUCAGCUGGCUCAGAGGCCACCGGCUUAUCUGUACGAUGCCAUCGGGUUUCCAACCGGAAGUGGCAAUCCGCAGGCCAAGGUCGGAGGCUUAAAUCAUCAAGGAGGUGGAAAUCAAACUGGUCCCGGAGCUAGCUUCCCGAAUCAGUUGAUCUCGCUGCAUCAGAUCCGUAACUACGCCCAUCAACCGGGUGGAGGUUUGAUGGCCACCGGAGAGAAUUUGCUGGGAGUGACCGUGGGUGCCGGUGGAAAGGAUAAGGGUUAGAAACCAUGCGCGUUGAUACACCGGCAGUUAGAGACAAGUGGCGAAAUUUAGAAUGGAAUGUGAAACUGUAAAUUGAUGUUGAAAAUUUUAGGUUCAUAACAGAAUUUUUAAAUUUAUAUUUUUAGGUUGUAACAGGUUUUGCUGGGUCAAAAAAUCAAUAUAUCUUGAAUUAGAAGAAAUCGCUUCAGAUUUGAGGAAAUUAUAUUGGUUCAAACUAUAAUAUUGAAAACUUCAACAACUUUGUAGUACGUUGCAUAGUCAUAUAAAAAAAAAGUUGCAUUAUAGAAUGAUCGUAUAAAAUUCGCAAAAACAGCAUUUACCUACCAAAGUUGAGGCAAUAUACAUACUUUUAAAUUCAGGCUAAAGCGAUGAGAGCAAUACGAAUUGAACGAUAUUCGACGCCUUAUUCGUACAUGCUGAAAGAAUGCAAGAGAGUACAUGUUUUUUCUCUCAACGCAUGCAAACUGAUUGGUUACAUUGCUUUUCACAGAAAGAACAACAAGGCUGUUUUCAUAUUUUAGGCCUGCGCGAGAACAAAUUUAGCGAAUUCAUCUUCGGAUUCUGCAAACAUGGCGGUGUAUGCAAACUAUUGCCGGCGAAAAUAUUUGCUGCUUCUCUCAUCGCAUAAUUUUUCUAAAUGAACCAUCUGAUUUUUAGUAAUAUGGUUGCGCAGAGAGAACAACAAGUCUCUUUUCUGUUUUGAAUCCCGCGCGAGAGAACAAAUUUUCAAAAAUGGCGGACUAUUUAUCAAAUCCGAUUUAUACCGAUUUUGAGUAAACAUUUUUACGAUCGUCUACUUAUUUGGUAAGAAUUGCGAUUCGCAUUACACUGCUUAAGAUUUGAUCUAUCAUUUCGAAUGCGAUUUUAUGUUUGCUGUGUGGUUUCACCGUUUCACCCUAUGGUACUACAUCAAGGGAUAGGGUUUGCUCAUGCACUUAUACAUCUCACCCUUUUUACUUCAUCCUCCUUCUACUUUCCCUCUUUCGCCAACUUCAGACUGGUAUGUAAGACACCGAGACGUGUGCCGAUUAGGUAACGCUUUCAAAAUAACUCGCGUCCGUUACAGCAUUUCCAACCACCAGGACAAGGCCGAUUGGGAAACUGCCAAGCUAGAAUCCCGUCACAACCACCCCCGGAUAGUUUCUCCGCUUCCUCUUGCUGCAGCAAAGAUGAGACCUUUUAAGUCUCACCGAACGUAUGAGUCCUGAUCAGGGCUAAACCGCGCCCUAAGAUUGCGUUGCUUUUGAUUGGUAGCGUCAUACGAGGCCCAAGACCUUCCUUUAGCUUAUUAAGUUAGAUUGACUAUCUCUCCGUUCAUCCUCUCUCCUGAUUCGUAAUAAAUCGCACAUGAUCUACGAGAUCUCGUCGUUUAUGGUCCGCCACAAACGUUCGUCGUGACACAUUUCAUUCCGCCUCGACAUGAACCUGGACCAGAAGAAUAUUGCAUGUUCUGCCGAUUCCUCCGUAUCAACGCAUUCGGGCAAUAUGGCGAGCUGAUAAGCUUAAACCUAUGAAAGUAUUGCUUAAAACACCCAUGACCCGAAAGGAACUGCGUCAGCCUGAUGUUGACCUCUCCCUACUUCAUAUUUACCCAGUCUGAAAUCCGUUGCUCGAUGCGUCCCAUUGCUCCUGUCACUUGAGUAUUGAUGCUGCUCGUUGAGCUCUACGCACUCCUCUGACAGCUUUUGCUACGCAACAUUCUUAAUCCUCCGCCAGAGUGAUGUCGAUGGGAAUCAUGCCCGCGAUGACAAAAGCUACAUCUGUUGAGAUGAUCUUAUAUGCACAGAAAACUCGCAUGGCUAUCAGCCGAUGUGUGCUCCGUUAUUUAUAUAUGUUGCGCUCCACCUCUAAAGCUAAGCUCCAGUCCGCUCCUCCUUAUCGUAGUUUCGAUAGUGUCACGCUCGCAAGGAGACGUCACCUGCUACGCUUUGGAUUAUGGCAGUUCAGCAUAAUCCAGGCCAGAGAGUUGAUGAUUUUCGACGUACUAUCACAACAGUAUUUGACAUGUACACCGAAAUUUAAGCGGCUGUCGAAGUAUUUCAACUGUUGGAGUGAGUUGGGGUGUCUUCCAACAGUAAUCUCUAUGUGCGGCACAACUCGUUUGUUGGUCACGAAUAGUACCUUGGUUUUAUGGUGAGCUAUCUGAAGCUUGACUCCUUCCAUGCUUAUACCAACCCUUUCUACAGACACCGAUGCAAUGUCUUCAACCUCCUCAAUUGUUUCGCCGGUGAUCAUUAGCACGAUAUCGUCAGCAAAUCCGACCAUCUACGUGCCUGCUUGUUAUUUCAGCGUUAACACCUUUUAAUACAUUGUAUUCCAGAGCAUGGGUCUAAAUAUGGAACCCUGUGGUUCCAUAUUUAGACCAUAUUGUAACCCGGUUUCGAUUUCGAAGGUGUGUGGGUUAUACUGAACACUACUAAUGCCCUAUGCAUAUAUGAGCGCCCUUCCCUCUAACUCGCUAGUCGUGGUUAUGCAUCACUAUUACAACAGACCUUAUUUGUGGCCACCCGGUCACCAAUCAGGUUAAUAUCAGUUUGGCAUUAUGUGGUUUCCACAAUGGCGAUCCUUCCAGGAACCAAAUUUUUGGGCCAACUAUUGAGUUAAAAACAAAUGGUCGAUGGAAAAUGGUUAAUCCAAAUGUAAUUUAAAUACAAAGUACAAUAUUUCAAAUUGUAUAUGAAGCGAGCCUGAAUGGCUGCGCAAGUAGCGAGCUUGAAUAGCUGCGCGUUAAGCGAACCCGAAAGGUUGCGCAAUGAGCGAACCUCAGUGGUUGCGCAUGAAGCGAGCCUGAAUGGCUGCGCAAGUAGCGAGCUUGAAUAGCUGCGCGUUAAGCGCACCCGAAUGGUUGUGCAUUGGGCGAGCAUGAGUAGCUGCGCGUGGGCGAACCUCGGUGGUUGAGCAUGAAGCGAGCCUGAAUGGCUGCGCAAGCAGCGAGCUUGAAUAGCUGCGCGUUAAGCGAACCCGAAAGGUUGCGCAAUGAGCGAACCUCAGUGGUUGCGCAUGAAGUGAACCUGAAUGACUGCGCAAGUAGGUUGCGCAUGAAGUGAGCCAGAAUACAUACGCAUGUAGGGAGCGAGCUUGACUAGCUGCGCUUUAAACAAACCCGAGUGGUUACGUAUGAAGCGAACCCGAGUUGUUUGGCAUUAAGUGAGCUUCAGUAGCCGUGCGUUAAGCGGCCCGGAGCGGUUGCGCAUUGAACGAGCUAAAGUAGCUGCGCAUGAAGCGAGCCUGAAUGGCUGCGCAUGUGGCGGGCUUCAGUAGUUACGCGUUAAACAAACUCAAGUGGUUGCGCAUUUAGCACACUCGAAUGGUUUAUCAAGCCCGAGUGGUCGUACAUUGAGCGAGUCUAAGUGGCCGUGGAGUGCUUGUGCGUUAAGUGAUCAGUGGCAAUUUAGCGAGUUUAAAUUGCGGCAUGAUAAGCGUGUUUAAGUGGCUGUGCGACAAAUGAGCCAACUAGAGCUAGAGAUGCUGCGUAGCAAGCGAGCUUGAAUGACUGCGCUAGACCUAGAUUGAACAGCUGCAUGAUGCACAGUUUUGUGCAAUAAGCAUGUCUUGGGAAAAGGAGGUGACGCGAAUCUGAACGUCAAAAUCUGCAAUAUAAAAGAAUUGCAACUGGAUGUUCAACAUGCAAAUACCAAACAACUCGGUCAAUGUGGUCAAAGCUGAACAAACAUCCGCAGAGAAAUUUAUAAUAUAGCUUCCGUGCAUGAUACUUUGUUAGGCGCAUUCAAACUUAAACGUGCAUGGUUUGUGAUGAUCGCUCGAUCAUUUGUCCUAUGUGUUCCUGUGCAAUUCUGAUUUAUGCCGGGAAAGGGACCGCUUAGAGGAGCAACUUCGGGCCACACGUCUUGCCUCGUCGGUCGUCGGGAAUCAAGAGCCCGCCUCAGCAUGGCGACUGUUACCAAGAGCCCGGAGCAAAAGUGCUCAUUAGAAGGGCCCGUGCCUCGAGCUUUCACCAUAUGUAUGUUCAGGUCUCAUCACUACAUUAGGGUGUCCCACACAGUUCCUCGAAGAGGUUGUUCGUUGAAUGAAGCUAUCGUCAAUUUUGCCAGCGUCGAGCUCAUGCCGGCAAGAGAGUGCUAUGCGGGAAUGCAAGAAUCCAGAAUGAAAGUUUACGACUGUGGGUCGUUAGUUGGCACUGUUCAGACAAAGGACUGCGCUGUUUAAGUCAUUCUUGAAGCGCAUUGAUGAUCCAUUCGAUAAUUCACAUUGAUUAUAGCAGCACACCAUGAUCAUCACGGCAAGCAAUCAUGGUUCGUUAUUCCCUUUGCUCCGGCGGGUAAAGGAGAAACAACCAGUGCAGCGGUCGAAGCUUGGAUGGACACCUUCGAUUUUGGUGAACUCCUCCUUGCAUUGCAACCAUCAUUACAACAACCGAAAGAUACUACUGUUUUUUUCAGUACUUUUGUUUUUGGGAGAGGAGGGUGAAUGUGUGGGUUAUACUGAACACUACUAAUGCCCUAUGCAUAUAUGAGCGCCCUUCCCCCUAACUCGCUAGUCGUGGUUAUGCAUCACUAUUACAACAGACCUUAUUUGUGGCCACCCGGUCACCAAUCAGGUUAAUAUCAGUUUGGCAUUAUGUGGUUUCCACAGAAGGUUAAGACGCGAUUUACAAAAAUGCUUUCUAUUAUCCUGCCUGAUACCCUCAUCGGGAACACGCAUUCUGUGAAACGCUUUGACACUAGCUUCCCAGCUAGCGUUGAUGAAUGGCAUUUUGAACAUCAAUCGUCACAACGGUACAAUGACGAACACCUUUCCUCUUCUUUUGAUAUGCGCGUUUCGCGUGUUCUGGCACCAUUCGGAUGGCGUCUACUGUGAAUCUCCCUUUCCGGAAACCGAAUUAUCUGUUCGACUGUUCACUUUCACCCUCUGUGCAGAUAGCUAGUCUGUAGAAGACUAACCUCUCUUGUAGUUUACCAAGGGUAUCCAAUAGACAGAUGACGGAUGCCCUGGGGGUUUUAUCGGUUUCGGUAGUAACACCGGCUUCGCAGUUUUCCACAGGUUGAGGAAAGAUUCCUCGUCGAGACACUUUUGUAACACCACUCUGAAAGUAUCUAGAACAGGGAAGCAAAUCGAACCGAUCUUAUAACGAUAACUGGUUUAUCACUUGUGUAACACUUAGCGAUAAAUAUGAGAACGUGAUGACUUCUCAUUCCUUUCCAAUGCCGAUCAAGAUAACUCGUUCGAACUUCAGAUUUCUUGAUGUGCGCCCCGCGCAAUUGUUGGUAUUUUUUGUUAGUGCGUCUACCGAUCGGGUCGGCCCGGCCCGGCACCUUGAGCGCCAUCAAGCAAUUGUUGGUAAUUUUGUUGGUGCGUUUACCGGUCGGGUCGGCCGGCACCUUGUGCAUCAAGCAAUUGUGAGUGUCCUCUUUGGGUGCCAGCAAAUUGUUGUUGCAUAUCCUUAACGUUACGAGAGACGAUAAAUUUGAAUCGGUAAGCACAACUUAUCGAGAGCAAAAUUGAAGUUGAUAAGCGUUAGGUAUAGUGUUCUUGAGGAUGAAAAUCUCUCUCACGGGUGUUUUGAUCGGCAAAUUCUAUCGGAGGAUAACGAUUUUUGGAUUCCCUUAUCUAGAAUGGUCUGUAUCGUCAUUUUCAUCACUUAAUCCGGGAUUCCGUCCGGGCUAAGGGCCUUCAUAACCGUAAGUUUCUUAGCAAUGUCCACAAGUUCCUCGUACGUUACUGGCUUGCUAUCGUGGACUCCCGCGUCGGACACUUUUCGGUCGGCGACCUCGAGCCACCAAAUCUCGCUAGUGUAACUCUAUAGGCUUGACCCUGGACAUGGUCAUGUCGCACACCACUACUUUCAUUGUCGUAAGCUGUUCAGCGUUUUGCACUUGCGAUGAUCCCUGCAUGUUUAUAGCUUCGACGCAGACUUCCUGAUCAAAAGCAUUUGUCUUCCAUCUCCGCUCUUGGACCGGCGGAUGUCUCGCAACCACAAGGUUUCGGCGUCUUACGCUAUAGCGUAUCACUUGGUGAUCGAUGUGACAUCAAUCACUGACGUUGUGUUAGGUAUUCCAUGCUUGCGAAAGGAGCUGGUAACUCCAGUGUAACACAGCUCAACCUCCAGUCUAGCGAAUGCCUCUAGUAAGUUGUGGUCUUUAGGGCUAUUGCACCUGCUACCCCAGUCAUCCGUCCAAGCGUUAAAGUCUUCUCCUAUCACUAGAGGGGCCUUCCCUGUCAAUUUGUGAGCGAGUUCAUCCAACAUUGUGUUGAUCUCCCCGAUCGUCCAUCUUGGUGGAGCGUAGCAGCUGCAGAAGAAGAUGCCGUUAAUUUCUGCACUCACGAACCUGUCACUAACUCCUGAAUGGAAAAAGCCCGGUGAGGUAGACAUCAGCUAAGCCAGACCAGCCAAACCCAGUUACCAUUUCCAAACGGAAUUCUGUAUGAUUCUGACAAAAGCACCGAAUCGCAUUUCUUUUCUCCUACCGUUUGCUGUAGCAGACGCUCCUAGUAAACAUACAAUCGCAUUAGAAAUGAUAGAUCAUGUCGUUAACAGCGUUACUGCGAAUCGCAAUUCUAUCCAAACGAGUAAACAAUCGUAAAAAUGAUUACUUGAAGUCGGUUAAAGUCGGAUAUGAUAAAAAUUCCGCCGUGUUUGCAGAUUUUGAAGACUAUAUCGCUCAAUUUGCUCUUCCGCAUCGGCUUUAAGUGAGAAAUCAUCAAUAUUGUUCUCUCUGCAAAUUAGACAGUGUAUUCGAAAGAAUUGUCCAAUGAGAAAAGCAGCAAAUAUUAAUACUGGCGGCAACUCAGCAAACAUUUUUGUAGCUAUAUUCUAAUUCUGUUUUGAUAUACGUUCCAUAUACAUUAUUGAAUGAUCGUAUUAAAGUUUAUACAUUUACAUACCAAAGUGGAAGCAAUAUACAUAAUUAAAUUUUAUUUCUUUCUAAAGCGACGAAAACUACACCAACUGGACGUUAUCCGACACCUUAUUCGUACCUGACGGAAGAAUGUAAGAGAACGCAAGAUUUUGCUCUCAUGGCCUGAAAUCGUUGCAGAGACAAUAUUUUCCAGUUCUCUUAUUGGCUAAUCAUAACUCAAUUCCCAACUGAUUUUUUGCCAUCUGGUUGCACUGCUGGUUGCAGAAAGAACGUAACGAUGAUUUUCUCACUUGCAGCACGCGCGGGAGCAAAAUCAUUUCAAAAUUGGAAAAUAUGGCAGAUUUUCUUUCAUAUACGAUUUAAACUGACUUCAGGCGACAUUUUAUACGAUCUUUUUACUAUGCAGUUGGAAUUGCGAUUCGCAUCACCAUAGUAAACGACUUAGUUUAUCUUUUCUGAUACGAUUUUUUGUUUUCUGGGUAGCGUGUUGGCCGCUGUUGAUGAGAGACCAAUCUUCGCAAUCUGCAUUCCACCGUACGCCUUUCUUAGUUUUAUAACUACUGAUUCGUUGCUCAUGCCAGGUAUGCUGAAGAGUGCUUCCUCGAGCUCCUCUGCAGUGGUAAACUCAUCCUUGGUAAAUGUCAGGACCUGCGACCUGCGACCAAGGAAUGCGACCUGCGCUAUCCAAGCGCUAUGGACAGUAACUUCAUCGCUUAGAGUGCUUUCAACAAGCUCCUUGAAGUCGGCGCUUUUUACCGACGGGUCUGUUUUUAGCUCGAAAAGCAGUUCGCCUUUUUGGGUGCGUCUUGUUUUGGUGACGCUCUCGCCAAGAGCAGUAACUUUGGCUCUGCGCGUAGCUUCCGGAAUAGGUCAGCAUACGUUGUGCCUUCUUUUGUUUUCACGAUAAGGGCCUGCCUCCUGGAAAUUACCCGUUUAGGUUUGAGUUUUGGAGGUGGUUCUGGCUUCAUGACGACCUUUCUUUUCGCGUUCUCCAUUCUAUUACGAAUCAUUCGUCAGCCUCCAGCAAUUGCUUCAGCAUUAUGGGAACGCUUGCGCUACCUUUUUCCCACUAGAUGUCUGUUGUUGAAGGGAAAGACUUUACUAUUUGGAGGUAGAACUUGGAAUACUUUAUUACAAUACAUUAUAUCCUAUUUAUACUAAAACCAUCUCUAUGGUACCAUUAAUAACACUACCAUGCCUGUGUUGCUAUUCAUCUCAUGGAUUGCUUCAAUGAGACGAAUUUCAGCACUCCUCCUCAACAAACGCAUUCGCAGUCUCCUGACUGCCUUCGGCGUCUCCUCCUGAGGAUGGAGCUACCGGACGUACCGGAACACGCGCUCGCCCCUGUUGCAUCUCGAUGACCUUUCAUAGGACCAGUUCGACGACCUCCACCGGGAUCUGGCACGACGAUCUCCAGUGGCUUCCGAUCCGACGACCUCCCAAUUGCUCUGGCCCGACGACCUUCCAUGGCUCUGGUCUCGGCGCUCUUCCUGCGGCUUGACACUUCCCUUCCACCUCGACUCCUUUCUUGAGGCCUGAUGUUUCUAGUGGUCUAGCAGGAAGACCUUCACUUGGCGUUCCAGUCCAACGACCUUCCAUGGAACCGGCUUGACGAUCUUCCGUGGUACCCCGCUCGUAAGUCCUCCAGAGGCUCCUGGCCCAACGACCACCACCUGGUUCCUGACUUGACGGUGUUCCAUGAUACCGCCGCCUACCUUCCAUGGCUUUCGGUACAACGACAUAACAGUGAAUCUGGCCCGACGACUGCUUCGUUGUCUAGCGACCUUCCAUGGAACCGGUCCGACGAUCUCACAGUGACUCCGGUCCGACGACUUUGUUGGUUCCGCACUUCCGUUUGCUCUCGACUCGCCGACCUUCUAAGGAUCCGACCAAACGACCUUCAGUGGUACCUGUCCGACGACCUCCCGUGUUUCCUAGCUUGUCGACUUCCACCUAGCUUCCCGAUUUGAUGAUUUUCCAGUUGGUUCCUAGUCCGACAACUUUCCAUGGUCUCCUGCUCGCCGACCUUCCAGUGGCUCCGGCUCAACGAGCUGCGUAUGGCUCUGUACCGACGACCUUCCAGUGGCUCUGGUUCCUGCCUCGAUGACCUCCAAAUGGUUCCUGGUUCGUUGUCCUUUCGGGCUUCGGCUUGUUGCCCUUCCAUCGGCGCUGGCACUUCUUGCCACUGUUGAUUCCGCUUUUCCUCCUUUCAACUAGUGCUGGGCUUAUAACCUGUUGUGCAGCACUUGGGCAGUUGAAAGGAUAGACUUUACUAUUUGGAGGUAAAACUUGGAAUACUUUAUUACAAUACAUUGUGUCUUAUUUAUACAAAAAUCAUCUCUAUAGUUACAUUUCCUAAUUGUUUAUUUCUAAUAACACCACCAUGCGAGUGUUGCUAUUCACCUCAACGAUUGCUUUGAUGAGACGAAUCUCAACAAUUUCACUCCUUUAAAGGCCAGUUCCAUCAGUCACUAGAAUCGCACGGUUAAAAUGUCAUUUAGAACACAUCGUAACUGUAAAACUUUACGAACCUUAAACUUUUUUUUUACUUUUAAAGUUAUUCCGGGACUUUUUAGUUCAUCUUCAUUGAUCUUCUGACCCAGUUAACUGUUCUUCGACAGAAUUCCUUUCCAAAGUCUCUGUUCCUGAAUCGACAGAUACGAAAUCAUAAUCAGCAAACACGAUUUAUUUAACACGAGUUAUACGAUUAAGGCAAUUUGAGAAAAAGACAAAAGAAAAACGACACAAACUUGGCAAAAAAAACGAGGCCCUAAGAGGUGUAAAUGUUCCUUAGAUUUUUUUUUUCGUUCGUAACUAACCUUAAGACAGCAGACAGCAUUUAAAAACUAAGCCAAGAGGUGUAAGAUCACACUUUUAUUGUAAAUAAAGAAUAAAAUUAAAGAAUGCAAGAAGAAACAGGCUAAAGUUCUGUUACAAUAAUUCCAGAUGAACAAGUUGUGUGAACAUAGAAGGAAAACAAACAAACAAAUGCAGUGAGGCUAACACAAAAAAAAGUUGAAGCUGGUUCUCAAACAAACAGUUCUUAACUUGGUUCAUUUUCUUGAUAUUUUUGUUUCUAAAUACAACUGUAAGCAUUUAUGAAAUGUACAAUUAGUUAAGUUUCCCGUUUGUAUUGUUUUGCUGCUAAUUUGUUCUAAGUAAUGAAAUUUUAUCCAUCACAACAAACAGGCACCGAUCGAUUUUAGUUGCAAUUUGUACGCUCAAUAGAGAAGGAAACAAUAACGGAAACGAAAUUGUUAGAAAAAUGAAAUCGUAAACUCUAACCAGUUUAGCGCUAAACCACUACACAAGUAAGCUGUGCAAUUUUAAACUAAUCUUAUUGACCGUCCAUCUUAUGAAAGAAGAAUCUUUGUAUGGGAAUAAUUAUUAUAUAAUCUGAUGUGUACGUAAAACAAAACUACUCUAAGUUAGUGAAAUCAUUUGGAAGCAUUUUGUUUCUUUUCUAACAGAAAGGUAAAGGAAAGUUAUAAACGCAAACUUAAAGAUCGUCGACUAGUAUGAAUGUCGGUUGAAAUCCUCAAACGGAAGAGAUAAAACUAAAUAUUCAAAAGAUGUGAACUAUAAGAAAUCUUAUACCGUAGGAUACCUAUAAAAAAAAAACCUUAUUGAAAAGGUGACGAAUAAGUAAAAUUUUCAGAACAUCAAUCACUCUUAUCAAAACCUAUUAAAUAUUUGUGUAAAAAAAAUACAAACGUAAGAAUACAAGUGUAUUUUCUAAGAACUGUGAUAAAAUAAUGAAGAUAAUUGAAUGAAAGUUUUUAAGUAAAACAGUGUCACUAAUGCAUAAAAGAGAACCACAUUUUUUAUCGACAUGAACACACUAAGUUGAUUUUAAUUUUAGACUAUUUUCGUUUGAAGCUGCACACGUUCUUAUCAAUUGCUGUUAGGGGUUUGUUCGAAUGAAAUGUAACUCAUUUGUUUUCGCUUUCAAAUUAUGAAAGCUUUCAACAACGAACCACGUGAUCUAUUUGAUUUCUCACAAAUUCGUCGAAAUCCUACAAUGAUUCGUUCAACUUUCACCUUCACAAUACCAAUUUGCAUUAUGCUGAUGGAAGCAUUAUGCUGCAUGCAACGUCAAGUUUAUGUCAAAUUCGAUUUGAUACCAGCUAAGAACACAUUAUUGAGAUAUGAUAAGACAUUCACAGAUCCUGAACACACACACAAAUAAACACACAAGUAUACACUGAACAAACAAUUUAUCGAAAACUUCAAUCUUUAGAAGAAAUUUCAAACCUUUUCGUCGUAAACGUAGAUGUAAACAAAACUUUUAAAAAAAAUCGAAAUGAGAGAUAAAAAGUGCAUGAAAAAAGAUACCUUUACCGAAAAAUGUGGUUUAAAAAGCAUGAAACUAUCAAAACUAUUUCUUAGAAAGACCGAUGGAAAAUAAAGAAGAAAACUAGAAAUAAAAAAAAACCUACGAACAGUUUAGCAAAAAUCUAAAGGUUGCAGUUAUAUUUGUACGAAAAUGAAUGACGGUACAGCCCUACUAGUUUGGAGAGUUCGAAUCUCCAUAAGGUUUAAUCGAAAAAGUGGAAUCAAAACUAAAAGCGAUCUACUGAUAUCGCCACAACUAUGGAACUAAAGAGAAAAGCAAAAGAAAUGAAAAGUAUCCCUCCUGGAAAAGCAAAAAACUAUGGUAUGAAAAAAAGUAAACCUGAUCAAUGAUCAUCCUGAAAAAAACACACAGAACGGUUGAAACUGUGUAUGCUAAUGAUCAAGAUGACGAUGGUUGCAAAUAUCUUGUACACACUAUAACUUUCCUUUUUGCUAGGAAUCGAACGAUCAAAAUAAAGUCUUAUAAAUGUAUGUAAAACAUGUG